Molecule: messenger RNA, 1083 nt
Organism: Anthostomella pinea
Lineage: Eukaryota; Fungi; Ascomycota; Sordariomycetes; Xylariales; Xylariaceae
Source: the annotation of a GenBank genome assembly
AUGCGCCUGGACCCGACGCAUACUAUCAUCAGCACGACGGACACGGGCCUUCACGACGACCUCAGAGCUCGCCUUUCGGCGGCUUACACGGGGCGCGAGCUACCGUCCAUGGAACACCACGUCGAUGUGCAGAUAUACGCGCUGAAGGACCUUAUCCGCCGCAAGUAUAUCUCGACCACGCAGCAGACUAGACCGCUCGAUUGGGCCUCGUCGCGCAACGCCGAUCCGUCGAAUUACAUCAGGCUUAUUGAAUCAGCGGGCAUGUUCUUUGGAGUUUGCUCCGACGUCCCUCGGCUUGGGAAGCUACUCGAAGUCUUCCGUCAGCGAUUUGGACCCAAGAAGACGGACAAGAGUGAUGCUGGGUCGUUACUUGCGUACCUAACAACUGUUGCGCCUGCUCACAAACUCGCGGGACGUAUUGUCAAUGAACGCGCGGCGCCCGAGGCCGAGGAGAAGGGAGAUAUGCUGGCUUCGUUCAUGCAACGUGGCCUCUCCAAUAAGCAAUGUGAAGCUGAAUUCCUGACCCAACUCGUCGCCGGCUCCGACACCACGGCCAACUUCCUGCUCCGACGCUGCGGAAAAAUCUCGACCCCCGUCACUGGCGCCGAAGGCAAAGCCCUUCCGUAUCUCCAAGCUUUCAUCUGGGAAUGUUUCCGCUUCCAACCCCCGCUAUUCAUGCUCUUCCCCAAGGUCAUGCCGCCGGAGGGUGACGUUCUGGCGGGUCAGAAGGUGCCCGGCGGGACCAAUAUCGGCAUCGAUUCAUGGUCCAUGGCCCGUCGGGAGGAAAUCUUCGGCAAAGACGCCGACGUGUUCCGUCCGGUGCGGUUCCUCGAGGCGUCGCCUGAGCACCGCCUCCUGAUGGAGAGGACGGCCGAGUUAGUCUUCGGCUCCGGGAGGUGGGUUUGCAUCGGCAAGGUCAUAGCGCAUCUGGAGCUGAACAAGAUAUACGUCGAACUGCUCCGGGAUUUCGACUUUCAGGUGAUGGACCUGGAGAAACCGUACACCAUAUCGCACCGGUCUAUGUUCUUCAUUCGGGACGUAUGGCUACGGGUCACGGAGAGGGAUAAUUCGAAAACUGAAUGA